AUGGUCACUACUACCGUAACGCAGGAUUGGUGCAUAGGAGAACUUCCUGUUAGACAAUGUUUAAACUAUGUAUCAACUUUACUAGGAAGAGAAAAGAGCUGGGAGCCAAAUUGUACAAGUCUAUUUAGUCAUUUUUUUAUCUUCUUGAUCCACUCAACAGAUCUACCACCCAACCACCACCGUUGGCCUCCAGCCUGAAGGUGGCGCUCUGCUCUCACCUGUUUCCACUCCAACUCCUCCCUGGGCGGCUGAGGGACGGGGAGGGCGGUGAAGGAGUCCAGGAAGGGCACCUAACAAUAAUAAUAUUAUUAAUAUUGUUAUUAUUAUUAUUGUUGUUAUUAUUAUCGUUAGGAAGAGCACCUGGAGGGCGUCGGUGGGGCUCGGCAUGCUGGGAGAAAGGCAGGGGCGCGGACUGAGGCGGGACGACCUCCGGGGGGAGCACAGCGAGGACGAGGAGGAGCAGCUGCCCUGUCUGGUGAGGUGACAUCUCUUCUUGGGGGUCUUGCCAUGGUCCUGACCCCUGCUCCUACACCGGGGGCUCUCUGGCUGGCCCUGACCCCUGCUCCUACACCGGGGGCUCUCUGGCUGGCCCUGACCCCUGCUCCUACACCGGGGACUCUCUGGCUGGCCCUGACCCCUGCACCUACAUCCGGGGCUCUCUGAUUGGCCCUGAGUAGAGUAGAGUAGAGAAUCUUUAUUAUCCCUGAGGGUUAAUUUGCUUUACCGCUGAUAGUCAAUAAAACACACAUAUAUAAAAUAAAACAAGAACAUAAUGUAAUACUGAACAUCCUCUGUAUCAGGUACUGACCCUUCUACUGCUCCUAGUCACCUCCAUCCUACUGUAUCAGGAACUGACCUGUCUACUGCUCCUAGUCACCUCCAUCCUACUGUAUCAGGAACUGACCUGUCUACUGCUCCUAGUCACCUCCAUCCUACUGUAUCAGGAACUGACCUGUCUACUGCUCCUAGUCACCUCCAUCCUACUGUAUCAGGAACUGACCUGUCUACUGCUCCUAGUCAUCCUACUGUAUCAGGAACUGACCUGUCUACUGCUCCUAGUCAUCCUACUGUAUCAGGAACUGACCUGCCUACUGCUCCUAGUCACCUCCAUCCUACUGUAUCAGGAACUGACCUGUCUACUGCUCCUAGUCAUCCUACUGUAUCAGGAACUGACCUGUCUACUGCUCCUAGUCAUCCUACUGUAUCAGGAACUGACCUGUCUACUGCUCCUAGUCACCUCCAUCCUACUGUAUCAGGAACUGACCUGUCUACUGCUCCUAGUCAUCCUACUGUAUCAGGAACUGACCUGUCUACUGCUCCUAGUCACCUCCAUCCUACUGUAUCAGGAACUGACCUGUCUACUGCUCCUAGUCAUGAUACUGUAUCAGGAACUGACGUUUCUACUGCUCCUAGUCACCUCCAUCCUACUGUAUCAGGAACUGACCUGUCUACUGCUCCUAGUCAUCCUACUGUAUCAGGAACUGACCUGUCUACUGCUCCUAGUCAUCCUACUGUAUCAGGAACUGACCUGUCUACUGCUCCUAGUCAUCCUACUGUAUCAGGAACUGACCUUUCUACUGCUCCUAGUCACCUCCAUCCUACUGUAUCAGGAACUGACCUGUCUACUGCUCCUAGUCAUCCUACUGUAUCAGGAACUGACCUGUCUACUGCUCCUAGUCAUCCUACUGUAUCAGGAACUGACCUGUCUACUGCUCCUAGUCAUACUACUGUAUCAGGAACUGACCUGUCUACUGCUCCUAGUCAUCCUACUGUAUCAGGAACUGACCUGUCUACUGCUCCUAGUCAUCCUACUGUAUCAGGAACUGAGCUGUCUACUGCUCCUAGUCAUCCUACUGUAUCAGGAACUGACCUGUCUACUGCUCCUAGUCACCUCCAUCCUACUGUAUCAGGAACUGACCUGUCUACUGCUCCUAGUCAAUCUACUGUAUCAGGAACUGACCUGUCUACUGCUCCUAGUCAUCCUACUGUAUCAGGAACUGACCUGUCUACUGCUCCUAGUCAUCCUACUGUAUCAGGAACUGACCUGUCUACUGCUCCUAGUCAUCCUACUGUAUCAGGAACUGACCUGUCUACUGCUCCUAGUCACCUCCAUCCUACUGUAUCAGGAACUGACCUGUCUACUGCUCCUAGUCAUCCUACUGUAUCAGGAACUGACCUGUCUACUGCUCCUAGUCACCUCCAUCCUACUGUAUCAGGAACUGACCUGUCUACUGCUCCUAGUCAUCCUACUGUAUCAGGAACUGACGUUUCUACUGCUCCUAGUCACCUCCAUCCUACUGUAUCAGGAACUGACCUGUCUACUGCUCCUAGUCAUCCUACUGUAUCAGGAACUGACCUGUCUGCUGCUCCUAGUCAUCCUACUGUAUCAGGAACUGACCUGUCUACUGCUCCUAGUCACCUCCAUCCUACUGUAUCAGGAACUGACCUGUCUACUGCUCCUAGUCAUCCUACUGUAUCAGGAACUGACCUUUCUACUGCUCCUAGUCACCUCCAUCCUACUGUAUCAGGAACUGACCUGUCUACUGCUCCUAGUCAUCCUACUGUAUCAGGAACUGACCUGUCUACUGCUCCUAGUCAUCCUACUGUAUCAGGAACUGACCUGUCUACUGCUCCUAGUCAUCCUACUGUAUCAGGAACUGACCUGUCUACUGCUCCUAGUCAUCCUACUGUAUCAGGAACUGACCUGUCUACUGCUCCUAGUCAUCCUACUGUAUCAGGAACUGAGCUGUCUACUGCUCCUAGUCAUCCUACUGUAUCAGGAACUGACCUGUCUACUGCUCCUAGUCACCUCCAUCCUACUGUAUCAGGAACUGACCUGUCUACUGCUCCUAGUCAAUCUACUGUAUCAGGAACUGACCUGUCUACUGCUCCUAGUCAUCCUACUGUAUCAGGAACUGACCUGUCUACUGCUCCUAGUCAUCCUACUGUAUCAGGAACUGACCUGUCUACUGCUCCUAGUCAUCCUACUGUAUCAGGAACUGACCUGUCUACUGCUCCUAGUCACCUCCAUCCUACUGUAUCAGGAACUGACCUGUCUACUGCUCCUAGUCACCUCCAUCCUACUGUAUCAGGAACUGACCUGUCUACUGCUCCUAGUCACCUCCAUCCUACUGUAUCAGGAACUGACCUGUCUACUGCUCCUAGUCAUCCUACUGUAUCAGGAACUGACCUGUCUACUGCUCCUAGUCACCUCCAUCCUACUGUAUCAGGAACUGACCUGUCUACUGCUCCUAGUCAUCCUACUGUAUCAGGAACUGACCUGUCUACUGCUCCUAGUCAUACUGCUGUAUCAGGAACUGACCUGUCUACUGCUCCUAUUCAUCCUACUGUAUCAGGAACUGAGCUGUCUACUGCUCCUAGUCAUCCUACUGUAUCAGGAACUGACCUUUCUACUGCUCCUAGUCAUCCUACUGUAUCAGGAACUGACCUGUCUACUGCUCCUAGUCAUCCUACUGUAUCAGGAACUGACCUGUCUACUGCUCCUAGUCAUCCUACUGUAUCAGGAACUGACCUUUCUACUGCUCCUAGUCAUCCUACUGUAUCAGGAACUGACCUGUCUACUGCUCCUAGUCAUCCUACUGUAUCAGGAACUGACCUGUCUACUGCUCCUAGUCACCUCCAUCCUACUGCAUCAGGAACUGACCUGUCUACUGCUCCUAGUCAUCCUACUGUAUCAGGAACUGACCUGUCUACUGCUCCUAGUCACCUCCAUCCUACUGUAUCAGGAACUGACCUGUCUACUGCUCCUAGUCAUCCUACUGUAUCAGGAACUGACCUGUCUACUGCUCCUAGUCAUGCUACUGUAUCAGGAACUGACCUGUCUACUGCUCCUAGUCAUCCUACUGUAUCAGGAACUGACCUGUCUACUGCUCCUAGUCAUGCUACUGUAUCAGGAACUGACCUGUCUACUGCUCCUAGUCACCUCCAUCUUACCGUAUCAGGAACUGACCUGUCUACUGCUCCUAGUCAUCCUACUGUAUCAGGAACUGACCUGUCUACUGCUCCUAGUCAUCCUACUGUAUCAGGAACUGACCUGUCUACUGCUCCUAGUCAUCCUACUGUAUCAGGAACUGACCUGUCUACUGCUCCUAGUCACCUCCAUCCUACUGUAUCAGGAACUGACCUGUCUACUGCUCCUAGUCAUGCUACUGUAUCAGGAACUGACCUGUCUACUGCUCCUAGUCAUCCUACUGUAUCAGGAACUGACCUGUCUACUGCUCCUAGUCAUCCUACUGUAUCAGGAACUGACCUGUCUACUGCUCCUAGUCACCUCCAUCCUACUGUAUCAGGAACUGACCUGUCUACUGCUCCUAGUCAUCCUACUGUAUCAGGAACUGACCUGUCUACUGCUCCUAGUCACCUCCAUCCUACUGUAUCAGGAACUGACCUGUCUACUGCUCCUAGUCAUCCUACUGUAUCAGGAACUGACCUGUCUACUGCUCCUAGUCAUCCUACUGUAUCAGGAACUGACCUGUCUACUGCUCCUAGUCAUCCUACUGUAUCAGGUACUGACCUGUCUACUGCUCCUAGUCACCUCCAUCCUACUGUAUCAGGAACUGACCUGUCUACUGCUCCUAGUCACCUCCAUCCUACUGUAUCAGGAACUGACCUGUCUACUGCUCCUAGUCAUCCUACUGUAUCAGGAACUGACCUGUCUACUGCUCCUAGUCACCUCCAUCCUACUGUAUCAGGAACUGACCUGUCUACUGCUCCUAGUCAUCCUACUGUAUCAGGAACUGACCUGUCUACUGCUCCCAGUCACCUCCAUGCUACUGUAUCAGGAACUGACCUGUCUACUGCUCCUAGUCACCUCCAUCCUACUGUAUCAGGAACUGACCUGUCUACUGCUCCUAGUCACCUCCAUCCUACUGUAUCAGGAACUGACCUGUCUACUGCUUCUAGUCAUCCUACUGUAUCAGGAACUGACCUGUCUACUGCUCCUAGUCAUCCUACUGUAUCAGGAACUGACCUGUCUACUGCUCCUAGUCAUCCUACUGUAUCAGGAACUGACCUGUCUACUGCUCCUAGUCAUCCUACUGUAUCAGGAACUGACCUGUCUACUGCUCCUAGUCACCUCCAUCCUACUGUAUCAGGAACUGACCUGUCUACUGCUCCUAGUCAUCCUACUGUAUCAGGAACUGACCUGUCUACUGCUCCUAGUCAUCCUACUGUAUCAGGUACUGACCUGUCUACUGCUCCUAGUCACCUCCAUCCUACUGUAUCAGGAACUGACCUGUCUACUGCUCCUAGUCACCUCCAUCCUACUGUAUCAGGAACUGACCUGUCUACUGCUCCUAGUCAUCCUACUGUAUCAGGAACUGACCUGUCUACUGCUCCUAGUCAUCCUACUGUAUCAGGAACUGACCUGUCUACUGCUCCUAGUCACCUCCAUCCUACUGUAUCAGGAACUGACCUGUCUACUGCUCCUAGUCAUCCUACUGUAUCAGGAACUGACCUGUCUACUGCUCCUAGUCAUCCUACUGUAUCAGGAACUGACCUGUCUACUGCUCCUAGUCAUCCUACUGUAUCAGGAACUGACCUGUCUACUGCUCCUAGUCACCUCCAUCCUACUGUAUCAGGAACUGACCUGUCUACUGCUCCUAGUCAUCCUACUGUAUCAGGAACUGACCUGUCUACUGCUCCUAGUCAUCCUACUGUAUCAGGAACUGACCUGUCUACUGCUCCUAGUCAUCCUACUGUAUCAGGAACUGACCUGGCUACUGCUCCUAGUCAUCCUACUGUAUCAGGAACUGACCUGA
Molecule: messenger RNA, 5780 nt
Organism: Coregonus sp. 'balchen'
Lineage: Eukaryota; Metazoa; Chordata; Actinopteri; Salmoniformes; Salmonidae
Source: the annotation of a GenBank genome assembly